AUAAACUCUUCUAUUCUACGAUUUGCUCUCACUUUCACAACCUCGUCGUCGAGAAUCAAGCAGAGCAAGCUAUAACGUGAGCGAGCACCAUCGACGAACGACAAUGAACAUAGACCAGAACUUGACUUCUACAGCCCCAAAAUUCCCUGUGUCACAACUCAAUUUCUCUCUACAAAUCAAUGGAAACAACACCGAAAUCGUUAUUUCAAGUUAUGAAGAUCAUUUUAUGGUUAUUGCCACUCAAAUAGGAGCCAUGGGGACAAUACUGCAUGCCAGGAAGGAAGAAGGGAUGUCAAUUAGCCCAACGUUCGAUGUUUCUGUUUUAUUUGGAAAACGGGAUGAGCCAAUGUUAGUAGCAUGCGCACGCCAGCUGAUUGAGCAUAUGACUUUGUCUGGUGUGUCUAAGCCGUUGGUGCUCUCACUAGGCCUUAAAGAUCAUUCUGCGGAGACAUUGAAAGGCAUUGUUUCUGCUGUGAUAGACAAGAGACUGUGGUAACGAAUCAGAUGAUGAAAGUUCAAAUUCCAGAUUUUAGUCUGCCGGAAUGCAUAUAGCUCAACCUGGUAGAGUUGGGAAGUAACAGCUGACUACCAUAUAUAUGCGGGUUAUUUUUCUACUUAAUAUUGUUUGUUCGGCCGUAAAUUUAAUUGUAUUGACAUCUGGCACUUUCAGAUUAUAGUAUUCAACUUACAUUUAUCACUGCAAGUUAAUCUCAUCUUCUACUUUAAUUGUGACA
This is a messenger RNA of Trifolium pratense (red clover), 734 nucleotides long. RefSeq lists its product as uncharacterized. The coding region runs from base 104 to 496 and encodes 130 amino acids. The record is from RefSeq and is a predicted model, not a curated record. NCBI's taxonomy places the organism in Eukaryota, Viridiplantae, Streptophyta, Magnoliopsida, Fabales, Fabaceae. Gene Ontology annotation, biological process: proteasome assembly. The transcript is spliced from 7 exons.